AUUUGUCAUUAUGAUUUGUAUCUGUUGUGUUGCGUGCUGACUGUGUUUAGGUUUCUAGUUAAUCGUGGUUAAUUGAUUAAUAAAAUUAAUUAAUUAUUAUAAUAAUUAUUCAAUCAAAUAAAUAAAUAAACAUGCAGCGUGAAGAAAAACAAUUAGAUUCUGCUCUUGAAGCAAUAAUAACAAGAGUCAACGAUUUAAAAUCAUCAAUAUCAUCAAUGUUAUUUAAAUUGGAGCAUGAAUAUGAGAUGUUAAAUUGGCCAAGUUUUUUGGAUAAUUUUGCUCUUAUUGCAGGUCAUUUAACAAGUCUUUCGAAAAUUCUUGCUCAUGAUAAAGCACCAAAUCUUCGUAGUUUAACAGUAUUGCCAUUGUUAUUAAGUCCAGAAAAAGAUGAUGAACUAAUGAGAAUGACUGAAGGAAGAAUAUCAACAUUUGCUCAUGAUCUUGUACCAGAUUAUUUACGAACAAAACCAGAACCACAAGCAGAACAAAAAAUGGUUCAACUUGAAAUGAAAGCAGCCAAUUUAAGCUAUGAUGCAUCACACGACUGCAAUAAACAAGUUACACAAUAUACAAAAGUGAUAAAUCAUGUUUGGGAAAUUGCAAACAAGGCUAGAGAAGAAUGGGAAAGUGAAGCUGGUGCUAGGGCUGCUCAAGCACAAACAAGUAGUACUGCUGAUACACAUGUACUUGUUGCAGCUGUUGGAAUGGGAAAAGGACUCAAGUCUGAUUCAGUACAAAUGGUACAAUCUGGUAAUGUCGGUCCUGGUGGUAUGAUGGUUGGACGACCAGGAAGUCAACCAGGCCCUGGAGGACCAGGUCCAAUGGGAAAUCCUCAAAUGGGUCAAAUGGGAAAAGCACCAAGUGCAAUUAAAACCAACAUCAAAGCUGCCUCUCAAAUUCAUCCUUAUGGACGAUAAUAAUAUAUUAAAUAAAUGAGAAAAUAAGAGUGAUAUAAUAAUUUCUACAGUUUUAG
Aphidius gifuensis is the source of this 973-nucleotide messenger RNA. It is a transcript of the gene MED8, whose product is annotated as mediator of RNA polymerase II transcription subunit 8. The record is from RefSeq and is a predicted model, not a curated record. Gene Ontology annotation, cellular component: mediator complex; core mediator complex. The transcript has 6 exons. Gene Ontology annotation, molecular function: transcription coregulator activity; RNA polymerase II cis-regulatory region sequence-specific DNA binding. Gene Ontology annotation, biological process: regulation of transcription by RNA polymerase II. Bases 132 to 917 code for a protein of 261 amino acids. NCBI's taxonomy places the organism in Eukaryota, Metazoa, Arthropoda, Insecta, Hymenoptera, Braconidae.